AUGAGUUCUGAAGACGCCUCUCCAGGACCUCUUACUCAGUCUCUGAACCGGCCCCUGCCGGAGUUUGGACGCGCAGCUUUCGCUGCCCAACCCAUCGCGCUGGUUUGCCAGGACCAUGCGACUCAGUUCGCCCAGCUCCUGCCCCUUUUCGCCGGUAUUCGCUCCACUUCCGCACGUGGCGAGAAAGCCAGUGCUUUAUGCGCAGAAAUCACAAUUCUGCUUCUCAAAGCCGCGAUAGAGCCAGUACCUCCAGCCGAGAUGAAGAAGGGUUUCUACACUUUCUACUUCAUUGUACACAAAAAAGGUGGCAGAUUGAAUGAGGCUCCUGUCAGUGGGUUCGAGAAGCAUGUGGGCUCAAAGUCAACCAUGCGUAUCACGUAUCCCGAAGGAACCAUCCAGAAAACAGAUCGCUAUGAAAAGGACUCGCUUUUUGUCUUCUCUGCCUUUAAACCGAUGGACUUCAAAUGGUUCCUACAUAUGGUGUCCAAGGAGAGACAGAAUUCUGAUGAAUGCUGUUGGAAAUCUGUGGCGCGUGUCAUUCCUAGAGAACCCGAGGACAUGCAAAUCCUCAAUCCGCAUUUCAUACAAGAAGCAGCCUUCAGAUUAAUCGGCCUUCCACACAAAAAUGGCCUUGUGGGAAGAGGGAAUAUUCCUACAUUGGGAACAGUUGCGAUCAUGAUGGCCGUUCAUAACUGUGAUGAGAUGGCCAUGACUGGGUUUGGAUAUUAUGAGAAACUCAAGAUGUCUGCAAUCAAAGAGUUGUGGACACACAACAUAUCCAAAGAGAAAGAGUUUCUCUGGAAGCUGUUGAAGGGCGGAGUUAUUCAGGACCUGACCAAUGGGAUCUGA
Molecule: messenger RNA, 849 nt
Organism: Xyrauchen texanus (razorback sucker)
Lineage: Eukaryota; Metazoa; Chordata; Actinopteri; Cypriniformes; Catostomidae
Product: CMP-N-acetylneuraminate-beta-1,4-galactoside alpha-2,3-sialyltransferase-like
Exons: 7
Coding region: 1-849 (282 amino acids)
Molecular function (GO): sialyltransferase activity
Source: RefSeq, a predicted model, not a curated record